AUGCGGCAGGUGAAGGUGGAGCCCAAUAUCUUCAGUUGCAACGCCUGGAUCAACGCGUGCGAGAAGGGCCAGCAAUUGCGACGGGCUUUGGCGCUGUUCAGCGAGAUGCUGGAGGCGACAGUGGAGCCCGACGUCAAGAGCUACAAUGCUGGGAUCAGCGCGUGCGGGAAGUGCGAGCAGUGGCUGCAGGCUCUAUCGCUGCUCAGCGGCAUGUGGGAAGUGAGGUUGGAUCCGACUGUCAUCAGCUACAGCUCUGGGAUCAGCGCGUGUGCGAAAGGCGAGCAGUGGCAGCGGGCUCUCUCACUGCUCAGCGAGAUGUGGGAAGUGAGGCUGGAGCCACAUGUCAUCAGCUACAGCUCUGGGAUCAGCGCGUGCGCGAACGGCCAGCAGUGGCAGCGGGCCCUCUCACUGCUCACCGAGAUGCUGGUGGCGAAGGUGGAGCCCGACGCCAUCUCUUCCAACGCUGGGAUCAGCGCGUGCGAGGGGCGAGCAGUGGCAGCGGGCUCUAUCGCUGCUCAGCGGGAUGUGGGAAGUGAGAUUUGA
Prorocentrum cordatum is the source of this 543-nucleotide messenger RNA. The record is from the annotation of a GenBank genome assembly. Lineage: Eukaryota; Dinophyceae; Prorocentrales; Prorocentraceae.